Messenger RNA from Drosophila takahashii, 4587 nucleotides. It is a transcript of the gene Lpt, whose product is annotated as Lost PHDs of trr. Gene Ontology annotation, biological process: positive regulation of transcription by RNA polymerase II. The record is from RefSeq and is a predicted model, not a curated record. Lineage: Eukaryota; Metazoa; Arthropoda; Insecta; Diptera; Drosophilidae. Gene Ontology annotation, molecular function: transcription coactivator activity; histone binding; histone H3K4 methyltransferase activity. Gene Ontology annotation, cellular component: MLL3/4 complex.
CCGAGUAAUGUAUACAAAAUAAGCGGUGGCGGCUAUUUUUUUGUUAUUUUAAUGAAACGCGUCGACCCACGAUGAGCACGAACGUUGUUGCGAGCAUGGAGGAGAAGGCGGCGGCCGACGACCUGCCGUACUUCCCGGAGAAGUUUCCGAGCAAGGUGUGCUGUUUAUGCAACCUCGGGGAGAAGAGUGCCUUGGGCCAGGGUGAGAUUCUGCAGCUGAAGGCGCCCACGUCCGCUGAGAUCAGGGAUAAAUAUCCCGUGGACCGCCUGAGGGAGGACGGAUCGCGGCUGUUCUAUGGCCCCAAGCAGCCGUCCUUGAGCUCCGGCGAGUGCCACUACGAACUGGACAAAAUCGGACAGCCGGAGGUGGUGCAUCCCGCCGAGUUCCUCGACGAGGGCUUCGUCUACGUGCACCGCAUGUGCAUUAUGUGGUCGCUGCGCAAGAGCCAGAUCAGCGACGCGGACGCCACGUACUUUGCCAGCCACUUUGCGGAGUUCCUGGAGCAGAAGUGCAACUUCUGCGGGCGCCACGGGGCCUCCAUCAACUGCAAGAUGAACUGCCGCCAGGUGCACCACUACCCGUGUGCCGCCGCCGCGGGCUGCCUGCUCAUCCUGGAGAGUUUCACGGUCUUCUGCACGGAGCACUUGAGCCAGGUGCCUGUGAUAUGCAGCGACAAUAACGUGGAGUGCCUGUCCUGCUCCUCGCUGGGGGAUCUCUCCAAGCUGAUCAUGUGUAGUACCUGCGGCGACCACUUUCAUUCAACCUGCAUUGGCCUGGCCAAUCUGCCAGACACCCGCUCUGGCUGGAACUGCGCGCGCUGCACCAAAUGCCAGAUUUGCAGGCAGCAGGACUCAAAUGACACCAAGUAUGUAAAGUGUGAGCAGUGCCAGAAGAUCUAUCAUGCCUCCUGCCUGCGACCUGUUAUCUCAGCGAUUCCGAAAUACGGCUGGAAGUGCAAUCGCUGUCGCGUGUGCACGGACUGCGGGUCGAGAACUCCGGGCGGCGGCAGCUCCUCCCGCUGGCACAGCCACUACACAAUCUGCGACUCCUGCUAUCAGCAGCGGAACAAGGGAUUUUCCUGCCCGAUUUGCCAAAAGGCAUAUAGGGCAGCUUCCCACAAGGAAAUGGUCAAGUGCAGCUGGUGCAACAAAUUUGUGCACAGUACGUGUGACGAGGAAGCGGACUUAACGGCUUACCACAAGAAAAAGGAGCAGAAUCCAGAUUACGAUUACGUGUGUCCGAACUGCAAGAGCAAUUCAUCGGGACCUGGGUCAUCGCAACAGGCAAUCGACUCGAUCGUAUUGUCCGCCAUGGACUCGUCAUCAGAGCAACUGAGCCUCAAGGAAAUUGAACUGGACCCGCUGGAGGGAAAACCCACCAUAGAUCCAUCCAGCGAUGAACUCCACAAGCUGCCCGCCGGCAAGAAAAAAGUGUGCCUUUCGAAUGUGCGCGGAAAGAGCGGGAAAUUCGUCCUGCACCGCAUGGGUGUCAUGUCGCAGAUCAACAAGAAGCGCAGCACGCGGGGCAAGGGACGCCAGCUGGCACUGCCCAGCAUCUCAAGCGAUCGCUGCCUGAGUCGCAACAUGGAGGCUGAUCUAACCAGCGACAAGAAGCUGCUCCUCUGCUCGGCGAGGGAUAAGUUUAUCCAGGCACAGGAUAUCUGCGUGAUGUGCGGCUCGCUGGGCAUCGAAAGCGAUUCGGUGAUGAUCACCUGCGCUCAGUGCGGCCAAUGCUAUCAUCCGUACUGCGCUGGCGUGAAGCCUUCGCGGGGCAUCCUGCAGAAGGGUUGGCGAUGCCUGGACUGCACGGUGUGCGAGGGAUGCGGCAAGAAGAACGACGAAGCGCGGCUUCUGCUGUGUGACGAGUGCGACAUCUCCUACCACAUCUACUGUGUGAAUCCGCCGCUGGAAACCGUGCCCACGGGCAACUGGAAGUGCUCCUUUUGCACACUGUGCCAGAAAUGCGGACGCAAUCCCACCGAGAAGAGCGAGUUCGGGGACUCCAACAUGCUCGAAUGCCCGCCCUGCACCAGCCAGUCGUCGUGUCCGGUGUGCAAGAGCCCGUAUUCCAACGGCGAGAUGAUCAUCCAGUGCGAGCACUGUGACCUCUGGUCGCACUUCCUCUGCGACACCGUCAACGCCCAGCUGACCAUUGAUUACUACGACAAUAAUGUGUACAAGUGUUUGAAGUGCCGCUGCUCCACGAGGAACUCAAUGUCGCUCACGGAUGCCAAGACGGGCAAGGAGGAUUCGUUGGCCAUUGGUGGUCAGUCGAGCAAAGCAUUCGUUCACAUCACAGCCACCUCGGGGCCGGGUUUCGAUGCCAAGAGCAGUGCAUCCGAACGCAAUCAUCUCACCCUGGCCAGCGACAUGCCCGAGGCUGCCCCGGAGGCCAUCCAUUGGAUCGACGGCGUGUGCCUAAGCGAGAGCGGAUUGGGCAUGAUCAAGUCCCUGUCGACGGAGAUCAAACGAAAGCGCAAGAUGCGACAGCCCAUCGGCAACGGCAAGGAUGGUCAGGCGGACGGAGGCGCCGAGGAGGCGCUGGAGAAGUACAAAGACGGAAUGGUCUGGGAUGGGACGGAGAACGCCAUUCCGGAGGGUUUCACCAUCUCCACCAAUGACGAGGGCGUGCAUAUCUUGCGUAAGAAGCGGCAGCGGAAUCUCCAAAAGCUGGGCAUAGGUGGCUUUUCCGUACGCAAUAGAGGUCUGAAGAAGGACAGCGAGGAGACGACUGCUGCGGAUCAAUUAAAUUCCAUGAUGACCAUGGACAAAAAGAAGAAAAUCAUACGAAAAAAGCAGAAGAACAAACUUAUCGAAGCCUAUCCUGUGUAUCUGCAAGAGGCGUUCUUCGGAAAACCUCUGCUGGAAGGCGGCGAGCUUGUAAUGGCCGAAUCAGACUCCUCUGACGAAAUCGACGCCUCCAUGAAGGUGUACUUCACGCGGCCCGAAGGCAAGAGCCCAGCGAAUCAGGACACACCGGUGGUGCACAAGAGUCCAGCGAAGACCCUCAAGAAAGUCAAAGCUGAGCCGAAAACUGAGAAUAAAACGGUUUUCAUUGAGCAAAUGCCAAUGGGAAUGCAGCACAAAAACCCCAUUACACCAGUUGCUAACGUUUUUGAUCCCUUACAUACGGAGAUUUCUAACACUGUUUUUGGCAACAGGCAUCCUUUGGACACUUUGGCUUCACCAAAUAUUCCAGAACUAGACACACCAAACUCUGUAAAUACGGUUACAUCAGCUGAAAUUAUUGAAAAACCAAUGAGGGAAUCACCUGUGGUCUUGGUCGAUAAUUACAUGGUACCUAACCAGUUGCCUCAGGAUCAAAAGUUUCACAAUCAGCUAUAUUUGCCGGGAAAUAUUGCAGUAAAUCCGAGCCAACAGCUCCAUUUCCGCCAACAGCCGGAUCACUUAAAAGCACAAAAUGUCAAUAAGCAGAAUAUGCAAACUAUGAUUAGCCAAGUAGUUUUGCAAACAGAAAAGAGACCGGAGGAGGAACAAAAGGUUGUCGAACCCGUGACGGAAAAUCUGAACGCUGGCACUCAAAAGACAGCUGAGAAAAUGCGAAAGGAUGAAGACCUUGGUCUAAUGGCUACCAUUUCGGCAGUAUUGUAUGCCAAUACGGAGCAUCCGAACCUAAAAGAGUUGUUCCCGAACUGGAAUGAUCGCUGCAAGCAGAUUCUAAAGAGGUGGCGUUCGCUGUGCAACGAGAAAAAGGCUCCUUUCUUGCAAAAGGCUAAGGAUAAUCGCUCUGCUUUGCGGCAGAGGCGAGAGCAAAAUAAAAUACCUAUGCCACCAAAGCCACAAAAGCAGGAAGAUAUGGGAAGAGUGUGGAAACAACAGCCCAAAUUGAAGGAAGACCAACCGAACAUGUUUGUCACGUACAAUGGAAAUGCCUACGAUAUGGGUAACUAUGUUGGUGGCCCGGCGCAGGCAACGGCAAAUAACGCCAACCCGCAUCAUGUGAUGCCGAAUGUGAACGACAAUUUGGUGAUUAAGGCUACGAUGCAAAGGACUCAAGUGCAUACGACAGCAACCACUACUCUCAAAAUGACACCCGUUGACAAUCGGCUGGAGUUGAAUGCGGUAUAUGGCACAGAGCCCAUUGGGGAUAAAAAGCUGAGGAAUCUGCUGCAGAAGAAUAGCACAGAACCAAUGCUAAUGGGAGCCAACUCGGACUUGUUCCUAGCCAAUGAUGUCAUGCGGCUGGGCAUGAUGCAAAAUACACCCAUCACGCAGAACAAUCCAAUGUUGAGCAUUAGUGGAAAAUCUCAGCCAUCUGAAGGCAGGGCCUUGGAGCAGGAUGUGAAGUUGAACGAGCCGCAGGAGGUCACUUCUUCGGCCGUGGAGUUGGAGACCGUUGGAUUUGGUGACAUCCUGGGAGGACUCGGCGAAGGCGACGACGAUGAUCUACUCAAGUCGCUCACUUCCGAAAUGGGAGAUGACUUUAAUAUUCUGGAGUAUGCAGACCCAGAACUAGACGUGAAUGUCCUCAAUUCACUAGACUUUGAUGACAAUGAAAAAUGUUCUACAUAGGAAAAACGGAUUCAUUUAAAUGGAAAUAAAGAAGAAUGCAAUAUUUAAUAAUACA